AUGGCUGCUCCGCGCGCCGCGCCCCCGCGCCGCCCGCCCGCGCCGCGCCGGCCCCGGCUCCUGCCGCUGCUGCCGCUGCUGCUGCUGCUGCUGCCCGCGCCGAGCGGGGGUCUUGACCACUCUGCCGAACUGGCAUUUGCUGUGGAGCCAAGCGAUGAUGUUGCCGUCCCUGGGCAGCCUGUAGUGCUGGGCUGCAGGGUCGAAGGGACCCCUCCAGUGCGAAUCACCUGGAGGAAGAAUGGGGUGGAGCUGUCGGAGAGCCCUCACUCCACCAUGCUGGCCAAUGGGUCCUUGAUGAUCCGUCACUUCCGGCUGGAUGAAGGAGACAGCCCUUCAGAUGAGGGCGACUAUGAGUGUGUGGCUCAGAACCGCUUUGGGCUGGUGGUUAGCCGGAAGGCUCGCAUCCAGGCAGCAACCAUGUCGGACUUCCACGUGCACCCCCAGGCCGUCGCAGGCGAGGAGGGCGGCGUGGCCCGCUUCCAGUGCCAAAUCCACGGGCUUCCCAAACCCCUGAUCACGUGGGAGAAGAACAGAGUCCCCAUUGAUACGGACAACGAGAGGUACACAUUGCUGCCCAAGGGCGUCCUGCAGAUUACGGGACUCCGGGCUGAGGACAGUGGUGUCUUCCAUUGCGUGGCCUCGAACAUUGCCAGUGUCCGUGUCAGCCACGGGGCCAGGCUCACUGUGUCGGGCUCGGGCUCCGGGGUCUACAAGGAGCCUGCGAUCCUCGUGGGGCCUGAGAACCUCACCCUGACCGUGCACCAGACGGCGGUGCUGGAGUGUGUCGCCACGGGCAACCCGCGCCCCAUUGUGUCCUGGAGCCGCCUGGAUGGCCGGCCCAUCGGGGUGGAGGGCAUCCAGGUUCUGGGCACGGGGAACCUCAUCAUCUCAGAUGUGACCGUGCAGCACUCAGGCGUCUACGUCUGUGCGGCCAACAGGCCUGGCACCCGGGUGAGAAGAACAGCACAGGGCCGGCUGGUGGUGCAAGCCCCAGCAGAGUUUGUCCAGCACCCCCAGUCCAUUUCCAGACCAGCCGGGACCACAGCCAUGUUCACCUGCCAAGCCCAGGGGGAGCCGCCCCCUCACGUCACGUGGUUGAAGAAUGGACAGGUGCUGGGGCCCGGAGGCCACGUCAGGCUCAAGAAUAACAACAGCACCCUGACCAUUUCUGGAAUCGGCCCUGAAGACGAGGCCAUCUACCAGUGCGUGGCCGAGAACAGCGCCGGCUCCUCACAGGCCAGCGCCAGGCUGACCGUGCUGUGGGCGGAGGGGCUCCCCGGGCCCCCCAUCAACGUGCGAGCGGUCUCCAUAUCCUCCACUGAGGUCCGAGUGUCCUGGAAUGAGCCCCUGGUCAACACCAAGGAGAUCAUCGGCUACGUGCUGCACAUCCGGAGGGCUGCGGACCCACCAGAGCUGGAGUAUCAGGAAGCAGUCAGCAAAGGCACCUUUCAGCACCUGGUGGGCGACCUCGAGCCCUCCACCGCCUACAGCUUCUACAUCAAGGCCUACACCCCCCGGGGGGCCAGCUCAGCCUCCGCCCCGACCCUGGCCAGCACCCUGGGCGAAGCGCCCGCCCCGCCCCCCUUGUCGGUGCGAGUGCUGGGCAGCUCCACCCUGCAGCUGCUGUGGGAGCCCUGGCCCCGGCUGGCCCUGCUUCGGGGCGGUUUCAAGCUGUUCUACCGCCCAGCAAGCAAGGCCUCCUUCACCGGCCCCAUCGUGCUGCCUGGAACUGUCUCCUCCUACAACCUCAGCCAGCUCGACCCCACUGCAGUGUACGAGGUGAAGCUGCUCGCCUACAACCAGCAUGGGGAUGGCAACGCCACAGUCCGCUUUGUGUCUUUGAGGGGAGCAUCUGAGAGGACAGCGCUGAGCCCACCGUGUGACUGCCGGAAGGAGGAGGCCACCAGCCAGAUGUCCACCACAGGCAUCGUCAUCGGCAUCCACAUCGGGGUCACCUGCAUCAUCUUCUGUGUCCUCUUCCUCCUGUUCGGCCAAAGGGGCAGGGUCCUCUUGUGUAAGGAUGUAGAGAACCAGCUGUCGCCUCCUCAGGGCCCCCGGAGCCAGAGGGACCCUGGUGUCCUGGCACUGAAUGGGGCCAGACUGGGAGAUCGGGACCAACUGGGCCGAGACGGGAAACGUUCGGACAUGAAGGAACUGGAGCAGCUGUUCCCCCCGGCGGGGGCAGUGGGCCAGCCAGACCGCGGCCCCGGCCUCAGCCCCAGCCCCAGCCCCAGCCCCACGCAGGACGCUGCGGCCCCUGCCCUGUGUGAGGAGACCCCGCUCUCCAUGCUGCCACUUCAGGGGUUCGGCCUUCGGGAGGAGAGGACGUCGGAGGCCAAGGCUCCCUGCGCAGGCCUCACCGCUGCCCCCCCACCGCAGGACGCAGGCUCCGGCCUCCUCAGUGAAGGACACGCUGCCCGGCCUUCCUCAGCACCAGCUGCCCAGCCAGCUCUCUCGGGACAGUAG
Molecule: messenger RNA, 2466 nt
Organism: Eptesicus fuscus (big brown bat)
Lineage: Eukaryota; Metazoa; Chordata; Mammalia; Chiroptera; Vespertilionidae
Gene: IGDCC3
Product: immunoglobulin superfamily DCC subclass member 3
Exons: 14
Coding region: 1-2466 (821 amino acids)
Biological process (GO): axon guidance; cell-cell adhesion
Cellular component (GO): plasma membrane; axon
Molecular function (GO): protein binding
Source: RefSeq, a predicted model, not a curated record